AUACAACAAACAAGCAAAUUUUAACGAGUUUUGCUUGCCGAUAUUCGAUAAUUUAUUCUUCCAACCACCUCGUAACGUGAAUGCGUCGCCAAACUACCAGUUGCGUUAGCUGCUUGUGAAAUUCUGCCCCGUGUAAGCAGCCUAGCAUCGCCUACAGGGCCAAAGCCCCGUCGCCCCGUCGCACUUGCCGAUGCGUCAAACUGCGAAUGUAUUUUCCCGAUGACAUGCGUCGGUGCGCGAGUGUGUGAAAAGCAAGCUGCAAAAAUUGCCGGGAAGUGUGGUCCGCGUUUUGGCUGAACAGGAACAACGAAUGUGGUCGGGCACACCUUGUUCCGAAGCGAACCGUUUUGCACAGGAAACAGCAUAACGGGGUGGAGCAGCGAACGAUUGCGGCGGAAAGGUAAUAGCGUGUCGAUUCUUGUUUAUUCCGGACACCGAUCGGAAACGCUGCCGUGUACCAACGCCUCGGCCGGGCGCGUGUGUGUGUUGUGCGAUUUGUAGUGUACAGUUUUGCCUGCAGCGAGCUGGUCCUGUGUAUAGUUCGCUAGCGUAGAGUUUUAUUUCCUCCGCUCCGGAAGUUCUCAAGAUCUGUGGAUCAAGUUGGCGUUCCGGUAAAUAGUGCGUUUGCAUCUCGGAAGCUACGGCACCCGCGUUCGUGUGGUAAGAUAGUGGUGGCAAGUGUUUGUACGUGUGUGUGCAUCCGGCGGCAGUACGGGCAGUGUAGCGAGCCGUCGUUGCUCGGUGUUUUUUUUUUUUUCGCUUCUCCCUCUUCAAUGUGUUUGUCGUGUGCCGUCUGUGACAGCAAUCUUUUUGUGGCGCGUGCUGGCGAAAAAUAACAAUCAAAACCGGCUUGUGGUUUUGUGGAAACGCCGAACGCAAACACACUCACACCAACCGCGCGCUCGCUCGAGUGGUUUUUGCGAUAAGUUGCAGUUCUACACACACACACAGGCGCGCGUUUUUUUUUUCGUACGGUGGCAACAACAGUGGGCGGUGAGCAGCAGCAUCGGUAACAAUGGGCGCCUACCUUUCGGAACCACUGACGGUGAAGGAUUCGAGCGAUGAGGCCAACGAAUUCAUGGCUGUUGGGUCCAGCUCUAUGCAAGGCUGGCGCAUCAGUCAGGAGGACGCUCAUAAUUGCAUACUGAAUUUCGAUGACAAAAGCUCAUUCUUCGCCGUGUACGAUGGGCACGGUGGGGCCGAGGUGGCCCGCUACUGCAGCCUGCAUCUGCCCGCCUUUCUGAAAACAGUCGAAGCGUACACCGAGCAAAACUUCGAGAAAGCGCUGAAGGAUGCAUUCCUCGGGCUGGAUGCGACGCUGCUGAAGGAGAAGGUGAUCGAGGAGCUGAAGCUGCUCUCAAACAAAACGAACGAUGAGGACGAAGCGGACGAGGAGGAGGAAGAGGAGGAGGACGACAAUGUGGAGGAUCUGUGCAAGGAGGCGGUAAUGCCACUGAACGAGGUGUUACAGAAGUAUCGGAAGGAUGGCAAAACGGUCGAUGGGUCAAAUCAGCGGGUUCAGGCCAUUAAGGAGGGCAACUGUUCCAAACCGAUAUCACCGUAUCUGAAGGGGAAACGGCGCGCUGUCGCUGAUGCGUCCGGUGCAGGCGGAUCCAGCGAGAAAAAAACGCCUGCCGUCGCGGAAGAUGAUGCUGAUUCCGAUGCGGAAGCGGAUCCCGCUGCUGAAGCGGACGCUGACAGUAAGCCGGUGGCGGUGAAAGGUGAAUCCAACGUGCCGGAUGCGGCUGAUUCGACCGUAAGCAGCUCGAGCAACAAAACGGUGGAACGUGUAAAGGAAGCCACACCACAGCCGGAACCAUCGUCGUCGUCGUCGUCGUCCACUGUAAAAGCUUCUCCGGGCAAGAGUGAGCCGGAUGCACCGGGUAGCAGCGCAAAGAAGACAGCAGAUCAGAGCGAUGAAAUCAGCGAUACUGCUGGCAAUGUGGCGGUCAAGGUGGACGACGGUGCUGGUGAGGAUGUGGCAGCACCGGGCAGUGCGCCCGCUCCCAGCAAGGACAACUGUGCCCCGGACAGCUCGUCGUCGGACGGUAACAAACAGCAGGGAAACAAUAAGCUGAACGGUGACGUUGGUAAGGUGGGCUCAUCCGGUGCCGUAUCCUCGUCGUCGUCGUCGUCUGGUUCGGCGGGUCAAGAGAAUGGUGUGGCUGGGUCGGGUAGCUGCGACAGUGGGGCCAACAGUGUGUCGCCCGCCACGGCCAAGGUACACAGCAGCUCGACUGCCUCGAAACCAGCGCCGAAAAAUGGCCCAUCCGCGGCAGAUGUUUCGAUGUGUAUGGAUGAUACGGACGAUGACGACGACAGUGAUUCGGACGAGGAGUUUCCGCACGCUGAAGAACCGACCGAUGAUACGUCCACCACGGACGAAGGUGAAGAGGAUGCGUACGGCGAGGAAGGCAGUGCCGAGGAGGAUGAAGAAGAGCCCGACGAGUACGCCGAUUUGGGUGACUACAUCAACGAGGAGGACGCCGAGUUCAUGAAAGCCAUCACCGACGAACCGGGCAAGGAUAGUGGCUGUACGGCGGUGGUUGCAUUGCUGCACGGAAAGGAACUCUACGUUGCUAAUGCUGGCGAUUCUCGGUGUGUCGUGUGCCGAAAUGGAAAGGCGCAGGACAUGAGCUUCGACCACAAGCCGGAAGACACCAUCGAGUUCGAGCGGAUAGAAAAGGCUGGCGGACGGGUAACGCUGGACGGCCGUGUCAACGGAGGAUUGAAUCUAUCGCGAGCUAUCGGUGACCAUGGUUACAAAAUGAACAAAUCACUCCCACCGGAGGCACAGAUGAUUUCCGCCCUGCCGGACAUCGAGAAGAUCACAAUCGGGCCGGAAGACGACUUUAUGGUGCUGGCGUGCGACGGUAUCUGGAACUUUAUGACCAGCGACCAGGUCGUACAGUUCGUCCAGGAACGCAUCCACAAACCGGGCAUGAAGCUGUCGAAAAUUUGCGAAGAGCUGUUCGAUGUUUGUCUAGCGCCACACACACGAGGGGACGGUACGGGCUGCGACAACAUGACGGCCAUCAUCGUACAAUUUAAGCCGAACUUUACCGGCGCCGCUUCACGGAAACGUACCGCAUCGAGCUCGGUAGCGGGCGGCACCGUCGAUGAUAGCGACGCCGUAUCGUCUGCCACAAAGAAGGUAAAAACCGAUGUCGCGAGUGCUGAUGACGCUUCCUCCACGACGACCGACAGCAGUAAUGGAGUGGUGCCGGCCGGUAAGGAAGCAGCCGAUGCCACUACCACCGACGAAACGGAAGCGGCCGCAGCGGUCGCUUCGAUCGCGGACGAUGCCACACCCGCCGAUGCUGCCGCCGCCAGCUCAGAAGCAGCAUCUUCCUCGACGUGAACGUGCUCGGAACCAACUCUUGAUGGUAGCGAUGGUUGGUUCGAUGGUCGAGCAAAAGCAAAACAACAGAACGUAAAAUAGCACCCCUAAACAAUCUCUCACUAAGGGGGUUUGUGCCGGGGGCGCGUAUGCGUCUGUUUAGUACAUAGAAAUUUCGCAAUUCAUUUACAUUACACCCAUCAUCUCCUGUUUUCAAAGAAGGAAAAAGUACGCGCAGGUGCGUCGUUGGCCAAAAACAACCAAAAUGGGCGCCCGUAGGAAGAAAGGGAAAUAAAAGAAAGUCUGCUAAAAACAUAUAAAAAGAAGCCCCAGUUAUAAAAGAAAACCCCCCCGUUCGUCUUUCGCGAACGCAACAACCCCACACACUGUUGUGCCCACCCCAAUGAAGGGCUAACGGAUGGAGAGAAGGCUUUUUACCUCAGGAUUACUCUUGUUUGUUUUUCGAUCACUUAUGUUUCAGUAUUUCCUACAAAAAGAGGCAAAAAGAUUAAAUAGCCGCUAGAUAUAUGGCUGAACCACAGGAGAAGGAGGAGAAAGGAAAAGGAUGGCAGGGUGUGUUAGUUUGUAGUUUUCCUACUUUCUUUUUUAUUUAUCAACACACACACACACACACGCUAGCGCGAUAAGCGAAACGAAGAAAGGUAAUACAAACGCUGCGCUCGGAAUCAGUAAAAGUCGCCAUAAAUGCUGAAAAUCGCCCCAUAAAGAAUACAAUCGUCUUUACUUUUGAAUGGCGAGGCGGCUUGGCGAUUGUGCUUCGAUUGCCACGGUACGCAACAAUUCCAGCCCGACAUAUGUGUAGAGCACCGCUGUUUUUUUUUUACUCUCAUCGUCUAUAUGUGUGGUUGGUUGUACAUGGAUAGGAAGAGUGGUAGAGCCUUCGAGGGCGUAACAGAUCUAAGAACCCCCCCCCCCCAGCAAGAAACUUAGUGAAGAACCUUAGUAACUCCAUACAUUCGGGGCAACAAUUAAACCAUGUGUAAACCUAGAGGAUGUUGUGCGUUUUUUUAGCGAUCAUUCGAUGUGAAACGUGAACACCCCACCCCCCGGCUCCAUUUGGGUUAGAAUUAGCAGUCGGCGGCACUAUUCGGAACAAACCGUCGCAAACAAGCCCGCAAAAAAAAGGGCGUAAAGAAGUGUUUGGGGGGGAAAACGAACACACGAAGCUGAGGUACAUAUGCAGCGUUGCCGUGGUUGAAAUAAAUGAACCAUUCAAUGUAA
Anopheles stephensi (Asian malaria mosquito) is the source of this 4582-nucleotide messenger RNA. Its product is annotated as protein phosphatase 1G. The transcript is spliced from 6 exons. The coding region runs from base 1016 to 3361 and encodes 781 amino acids. NCBI's taxonomy places the organism in Eukaryota, Metazoa, Arthropoda, Insecta, Diptera, Culicidae. Gene Ontology annotation, biological process: protein dephosphorylation. The record is from RefSeq and is a predicted model, not a curated record. Gene Ontology annotation, molecular function: protein serine/threonine phosphatase activity; cation binding.